This is a messenger RNA of Truncatella angustata, 1689 nucleotides long. RefSeq names its product MmgE/PrpD family-domain-containing protein. Bases 1 to 1689 code for a protein of 562 amino acids. Gene Ontology annotation, molecular function: 2-methylcitrate dehydratase activity; 2 iron, 2 sulfur cluster binding. Gene Ontology annotation, cellular component: mitochondrion. Lineage: Eukaryota; Fungi; Ascomycota; Sordariomycetes; Amphisphaeriales; Sporocadaceae. The transcript is spliced from 2 exons. The record is from RefSeq and is a predicted model, not a curated record.
AUGUCUGCUGUCAACCGAAGCCUGCGCACAGCCUCGAGAACACUGCGUAUCCAGCCCAGCAAGCUGCAGAGAACAGCUCCUCUAGCCCUCUCAGCAAAGGUCGGAGCUGCCCCUCGGUCAGCUUCAGCUUCUAGUUAUCUUGCGUCUGCCGCGGCAUCACGAACAAGCUCCUUCUCCACCACAGCUGCUCAACAAAGCGCACCGCCCGCAAUGCCUGCCGAAGGAAGAGAAUACGAUCCUGAAAUCAAGGACAUUGCUAGCUAUGUCCACAACACUCCGGUCGACUCUGACUUGGCUUUCGACACAGCACGAUGGGUAUUCCUCGACACAUUGGGCUGCGGUCUUGAGGGCCUUAGAUUCAAGGAAUGCACAAAGCUCCUGGGGCCAAUCGUCCCAGGCACUGUCGUUCCCAAUGGCCCCAAAGUCCCUGGCACCGACUUCCAACUGGACCCUGUUAAUGCCGCCUUCAACAUUGGUGCUAUGAUCCGAUGGCUCGAUUACAAUGACUGCUGGCUGGCUGCAGAAUGGGGACACCCUUCCGACAACCUAGGUGCCAUUCUGGCUGUCGCUGAUUGGAUCACGCGAACAAACAAGGCUGGUGGUAACCUCGCUGGCGGCAAGCAGUUCACCGUCAAGGAUGUCCUCGAGGCCAUGAUCAAGGCACACGAGAUCCAGGGUGGCUUGGCACUGCUGAACUCGUACAACAAGGUUGGUCUUGACCACGUCGUGCUCGUCAAGGUCGCCAGUACUGCCGUUGUCUCCAAGAUGCUCGGCUUGACCGAGAAGCAGACUGCUGAUGCUGUCACCCAAGCUUGGGUUGACGGCCAAAGCUUGCGAACCUACCGUCACUCCCCCAACACCAUGUCGCGAAAGUCCUGGGCCGCUGGUGAUGCCUGUCAACGUGCUGUCAACUUGGCCCUCAAGGUUCUCAAGGGCGAGCCUGGCAUUCCUACCGUUCUCUCGGCACCUGUCUGGGGCUUCUAUGACGUCUUGUUCAAGGGCAAGAAGUUCGAGUUCCAGAGACCAUACACGAGCUACGUCAUGGAGAACGUCCUCUUCAAGGUUUCCUACCCUGCCGAGUUCCACUCUCAAACCGCUGUCGAGGCAUCGGAGAAGAUCCACGCCAUCUUGAAGGAGCAGGGCAAAUCCGCCGCCGACAUCAAGGGUGUUACUGUCCGAACACACGAGGCCUGCGUUCGCAUCAUUGACAAGCAGUUCAAGCCCAUGGACAACUUCGCCGACCGUGACCACUGCAUUCAGUACAUGAUGUCCGUCAUGCUUGUGUUCGGUCGUCUCGAGGCCACCGACUACACUGACGGUGGCGAGGCUGCCACUUCCGAGCUGGUCGAGUCUCUUCGCCAGAAGAUCAAGUGCGUCGAGGACCCACAGUUCACCAAGGACUACCAUGACCCUGCUCUCCGAACCAUCUCUAAUGCUCUGACGGUUGAGCUCAACGAUGGCACUGUCCUGGACGAGGUUGUUGUUGAGGCUCCCCUCGGCCACAGACUACGAAGAGAAGAGGCCAAGCCCCACAUCCUCGAGAAGUACAAGAGACAUCUUGGACACCACUUCUCCGAGAACAAGGUCAAGGACUUGGUUGCCCUUGGCCUCGAUGGCAAGAAGUUGGAGUCCUACCCUAUUGACGAGUAUGUUGAUCUGUAUACCGUCAAGGACAGCAAGUUCUUCUAA